This is a messenger RNA of Eimeria maxima, 4533 nucleotides long. RefSeq lists its product as hypothetical. The record is from RefSeq and is a predicted model, not a curated record. NCBI's taxonomy places the organism in Eukaryota, Apicomplexa, Conoidasida, Eucoccidiorida, Eimeriidae. The transcript is spliced from 7 exons. The coding region runs from base 1 to 4533 and encodes 1510 amino acids.
AUGGCCGGCCUGGGUAUUGGCCAAAAGCUGCAGCAGCCGCUGCUGCUGCUGCGGCAGCUGCAGCAGCUACGUCAGCAGCAGCAGCAGCAGUUGCCCGCUGAAGUACCUAGAGAUCCUGCAAUAGGAAGUGAUGCGGGAGCAGCAGCAUCUGCAGCAGCAAACCAUCCGCAGCUGUUACGGCAACUACAGGAACUGCAGCAAGCGCAGCAGCUGCAGCGUCAACACCAGGAGCAGCAGCAGCAUAUGCAUCAACUGCAGGAGCAGCAGCAAUUGCUGCAGCAGCAGAAGCAGCAGCAGGGAGCUCAUCAUGAACUGCUGCAGCAAAUGCUGCAGCCGAAGGCAGAUGACUUAGAUAAACAAAUUCUGCUGCAGCAGCGAAUCCUUAGAGCGCAGCAGCAGCAGCUGCUGCAGCUGCGGGCUCAUAACCUCAGCAGCAGUAGCGCAGCAGAAGAGGGAUGGCAGCAGCAGCAACAACAACAGCCACAGGACCCCCUGCUGCUGCAGCUGCUGCAACAAACCCAAUCGCAACAGCAACAGCCGCAGCAUCAACAACUGCAGCAAUUGCAGCAACUGCAGCAACUGCAGAAUCAGGAACUGCAGCAACAGCAGCAGCGGAUGAUGCCGACACAGCAGCAACUCCCUAACCCCAGCAGCAGCCUUCAGCAGCAAGUUGUGCUGCUGCAGCAGGCCCUGCAGAGCAGCAACAAGGAUACAUUGGCUGGUCUUAAGGGGACGCUGCAGCAGCAGCAGCAGCAGUUGCAGGUGCUGCUGCUGCAGCGACUGCAGCAGCUACAAGAGCAGCAGCAGCAGCAGCGACAGCAGCAGCAACUGGGAUUCUUCGACGGCGACCCAAAUGGGUGGGUUGCUGCUCCGCUGCAGCAGCAGCAGCAGGCGGACUUUGGUGCUGUUGCAGCACAUCCUGAUUCCUGGAUGUAUACUGCCGAUAAUCAGCAGCAGCAGCAGCAACAGCAGCAGAAGAAGAGAGAGCGAAGAGGCAACUCCACAGUAUGUUUGCUGCAGCUGCCAGCAGCAGAAGUGCGACAAGGCGCAGGAAGGAGACACAGGAAGCAGCAAACAGGGGACAAUUGGGAUGCAGCAGCAGCAGCAGCUGCAGCAGCAGCAGAAGCAGCAGCAGAAGCAGCAGCAGCUGCAGCAGCAGUCACAACUGUUGAGGCGGCACCAGGAAAGCGAAGAAGGAUACCUUCUGCUAAGGCAUUAGCAGCAGCAGCAGAUGCUGCUGCUGUUGCUGCAGCAGCAACAGCAGCAGCACGAGCUGUGGAUGCCUCUUACCGUGUCCACCCCAAAUGGGAACGACUCCGACAGCAGCAACAGCAGCAGCAGAUGCAGAUGCAGCAGCAGCAGAUGCAGAUGCAGCAGCAGCAGGAGCAACAGAAGCAGCAGCAGCUGUUGCAGCGGCAGCGGCAGCAGCGGCAGCGGCAAGCAGCAACCCCACACAUGCCCGAGACGAUCCCCACAGCGCGACAGGCGCAGCUGGCUGCUAUGCAGGAGGAGCGCCAGCGUCAGCAGCAGCAGCAGCAGCAGGAGCAGCAGCAGCAGCAAUUGAAGCGAGCGCAGAUGAAACGAGAAGCCCUGCAGCACAAGUUGCAGCAACCGCAGCAGCAGCAGCAGCGGCAGCAGCAGGGGUACGUACAGCCCAUGUGGCGUCGACUGCAGCAGCUGCAGGAGUUGCCUGCUUUACGUGUAGUGCUGCAGGCGGAAGCAGCUGGUGAUGCACUGCAGCAGCAGCAGCAGCAGCAGCAGCUAAUCACAGCAGCAGCAGCAGCAGCAGGUAUAGGCAGGGCAGACUGUCUUAUAGAUACACUUGCAGAGAUCUAUCAUAAGGCGCUGCGGCUGCUGUCGCAGCACGGCGUGCUGCUGCUGUGUGAGAUAGGCAGCAGCAGCAGGAAGACUGCUGCUGCUGCUGCUGCUGCAGCUAGCAGCAACAGCAGCAGCAGCAUCAUAUACACCCGACAUGUCCCUGCAGCCUGCAGAGCCAUACGCACCGAGGACAAUGCAGCAGACACCUGCCCAGCAUCAGCAGCAGCAGCAGCAGUAGGAAGUUCUGGCGAGGCAGCAGCACAAGGGACGAGAGAAUCAGAUUGUUUGCUGCUGCAGCGCGGGCUGCUGCUGCUGGCAGCAGACAGGCAGGUUGAUGCCCCAGAACAGCUGCUGCAACAACCGCUAGACAGCGAAGUUUUGCAGUUUCCUUGCGGCGCCCAUUUGCAGUUGCUGCCUUGCUGCAGCAGCGGCGACAGCGAGAGUUGCCGCAGCGGCAGCAGCACAUUGGAGAACAGCAGCAGCAGCAGCAGCACGGAUGAUUAUAUUGGUGUUAUAUCUCUUUCUUGGUGCGCAGAGGGUGCUGUACGCGAAUGGCUGCAGGCCCUCCUAUGUGCCUCAGCAUGUCUGCUGCUUGCUGCAAGCAGCAGCAGCAGCAGCAGCAGCUGUGCAGCAGAAGACAUGCAAGGGAUCUACUGCUGCGUAGGAGACACAGUGCAGCAGCAGCAACAGCAGCAGCUUAUUGCGUCUGUUUUUAGGUCUCUUGGCGCAGUGCCCUGUAAUGCCCCUGCUGUUGCAGCCUCAAGCUGGCGCAAUGACAACAGCAGCAGCAGCAGCAGCAGCAGCAGGUGGUUCUACUUAGAGGCACCUAUUCUUGCUGAUAGGCAGCGGCUGCUGCAGCAGCAGCUGCAUGUAUCUCCUGGUAUUGUACAUAAGACAUUAAGUACUUGCUGCUUAUUAAGAGAUGGAGUACAGGUCUAUAAGAAUGUGAUACCUGCCGAGGAAGUUGCUGCUAUAUGGCGUAUAGUGCAUGUACACUUCGCGCUGCUGAUGGACCGCGUGCUGCAGCAGCAGCAGCACCAACAUUGGCCAUACCAGCAAUCCUCUAUAUUUAAAUAUGAUGGUAUUGCAUGCAGGAACUCACCCUUGCGUGUAGAUGUAAAUGUAUCCGAGCCCCAUCUUGAGUAUGGCCCUGGUCUCCUAAGAGAGACGCAUGCGCUGCUGCGCAGCAAGUUGCAGCUGCUGCUGCAGCGUGCUGCUGCAGCACUUUCUGUUGACUUCGGGUCGUGGGAGAAGGUAGUGGUAAGAAAGCAGCAGCAGCAGCAACAGCAACUGCAGCAGCAACUGCAGCAGCAAGGACUGAUGCUAGAAAGAGAGAAACGCGAACUACAAAGAAAUAGUGGCGGCAGUACAACAGCAAGUACUGCAACAGAGCUUGAUGAUGAUGAGACACCAACUGCAGCAGCAGCAGCAGCAGCAGCAGCAGGUAAAGUGGAAGAAACGGGUGACAGCAGCAGCAGCAGCAGCAGCAGCCCAGAAGGUUUGUGGGGUGUGGGAUCGAACGAUCCCUCAUGCAACCUUAAGGUCAAGUUAGAGGGUUCUCCUUUGGAUGCUGCAGCAGCAGCAGCAACGUCUGGUGCUGCAUCUCCAGCAACAGCAGCAACAGCAGCAGCAGCAGCAGCAGAUAUGUAUGUAGAGCCUGCCUGGCAGCAAGUUACUUGCGGCUAUCUAAUGUCUUUAGGGCCUCAUGAUAACAACCAAAAGAUACACUAUGAUUACCAUGAAGAGGCACAUAAGCGUAAUAUAGUUAGUGCUUUUUUCCCCUUAGUAAAUUUGAAUAGCACAAAUUCUCCGACGACAUUUUUUUUGGGUUCGAACGCGGUCUACUCGAAUGCGCAAAUAGGGGAUAUGGUCUUAAUGGAUAAUAUAACUAGACAUAGAGGUAGUAAUCAUAUUUCUUUCUCUAUUCGUCCUCUUAUCUAUCUAUCUGUUAUUGAUAAAAGAUUCUAUGGAGGAAUAAAAGUUGGUGCUAAGACACAUUUCCUUAAUUGGCAACAAUAUCCACAGCUACCCCAGCAGCAGCAGCAGCAGCAGCAGCAGCAGCAACAGAAAGAGGAUGAGGAAGAGGAUGAGGAAGAGGAAGAGCAGCAGGGGGAAGAACAGAAAGGGGAGGAGCAGGAAAAAGAGGAACAGCAAGAGAAGGAGCAGCAGGUGAAAGGAGAGCAAGAAAAGCUGCAGCAAGAGCAGCAGCAAGAGCAGCAAGACCAGAAACAAGAGCAGCAGGAGACACAACAGGAAGGUACAGCAAAUGCACCUGCAGCAGCAGCAGCAGAAGCAGCAGCAGCCGCUUCUUCUUCCAACGAGGAAACUGCUGAUACAGGAGAGGGGUCUCCUAAUCGUGCACAGGAAGCAGAAUCGCAGCAGCAGAAACAGCAGCAGAAACAGCAGCAGAAGCAGCAAGAAGACGAGGAAUGUGUGUUAGAGCUAACGGAGGCAGAAGCAGCAGCAACAAACCUUGAGGAGCUUUGUGCUAUUAACAGGCUUACUGCCUACGACGUGCUGCCUCCAGGCACCCUACAGCAGCAGCAGCAGCAGGAGCAGGAGAUAGGUGAGUGCUGCGAGAAGCUAGCAGCAACAGCAGAUUCACCAUCAAAGAUUCGGGUGUCUCUACACCGCAUGAAGCAGCACCUGCAACGCAUGCUGCUGUAUCGUUAUAUGACGUAUAAGCAGCAGCAAACUGCUAUGCAGGACGUAUAA